AUGCUGCAUCUACUGGAUCAUAUGCCAGAGGAUCUGCCAGUUAGAGACACAGAUUCAAUUCCUCUGUUGAAAGGGACUUCAGGUAAGAAUGUAAAGGCCCAGUCACAAUUGGGCAGGAUGAACCAAAAGGAACUGAGCUACAGACGCUUUCACCUACGUGAAGAGCCCAUGCUGGUGAAGGAACUUUCUCCAAAGCAACGAAAUAAAAGCAAAAGGCGAGGGACAAACGAGCAGCGAUCCACCACUACCCAGCCGGAUCUACGAACACUUGCUGUGCUCCAGGAGCCUGCGAGGCGGAGGCGGCCGUGGGUCUCAGCGUCCCCGUGCCCCUCGGCGCCCCCUCGUGCCCCAGUCCCCGGGAGGAAAGUGCAUAUGCAGCGCCUGUGUCCCUCGACCGCGGCAGGCAGUGCACAGCCUCGAGUCCACGCGGGACGCAGACUGCCCCACGCAACUGGGCCAAAUGACAGACGCAGUCAUACAGCCCCUCCCACAUUUAAAGAAUAUGUGAUGGAUGAAAACACCAGAAUUGAAAUAACCAGUGAGCCCAGCCAACUUACUCACAUUAUGAUGACUGAUUCUACACAUGUGGAAGAGAUUUCCAGGUCUCCUGAGAAAACAUCCAAAGUUGAAAAGCUUGAACAGAGAAGCUCACAGGAGUGUGCUCAGAAGGCUGCAGAGCUUCGAGCUUCCAUUAAGGAGAACGUGGAGCUGAUUCGACUUAAGAAGCUCUUAUACGAGAGGAAUACCACGCUGGCAGCCACAGAAGCCCGACUGACACGAGUUCAAGAGGCAUAUGAAGACUUGCUCCAGAAGAAUCAGGGAAUAUUGGAUGCAACCCAUGAUGCCUUCCUCAGCCAAGUGAAUGAGCUCAAGGCAGAGCUGAGUGAAGAGAGCAAGAAGGCUGUGAGCUUGAAGACCCAGCUGGGAGAUGUGUCUAUCUUGCAGAUAACUCUGAAGGAGUUUCAGGUCAGAGUUGAAGAUUUGGAAAAUGAACGAAAAUUGCUGAGUGACAAUUACGACAGACUCUUAGAAAACAUGCUGGAUAGCAGUCAUCAGCCUCUGGAGAGCAGUCAUCAGCCUCACUGGAGCAGAGAGAUCGUAGGGGAGCAGCUCCCGCAGCAGGCCUGUCCACUGCUGGACCAAAUGAGCGCUGGGCUGGAGGAGACAAAAGUCUUGCUUCAAGCAACCAACAAAGCAGCUCAAGAUGAAAAGCUGAAGUUUCAAGACACCAACAUCCUUUGCCAGCAUAAACAGGAAGAAGAGAGCCUUCAGUUAACAGCUACUGUAUCCCCGUCUCCAGAAGAGCUGUCUGAACUGGCUGCUCAGCCCACUCUACUCCCACAGACAGAUCAAAGAGAGUCCAGUAAACCAAAAGCUCAAGACAAGAAUAACCUGUCCCAGGUGCUAAGUGAGCUGCAAGUGUCCCAUGCAGAGACCUCACUGGAACUAGAAAAAACCAGAGACAUGCUUCUUCUGCAGCGCAAAAUCAACAUGUGCUAUCAGGAGGAGCUGGAGGCAACGUUGACAAAAGCUGACAAAGAAAAUAGGGACCAUGAAGAGAAACUGGAGAGGCUGAAUCACCUCCUAGACUUCAAGAACAGCCGCAUAAAGCAGCUGGAAGGUAUUUUAAGAAGCCACGGCCUUCCAACAUCCGAGCAGCUCAAAGACGUUGCUUAUGGCACUCGGCAACCCUCACUGUGUCUGGAGUCCCUGGCAGCCCACAGAGGUGAGGAAGAAGUGGACAUGUCUCUGCUGCAUCCAAGCGAGAAUCUUUUUGAGCUGCACAUCCACCAGGCCUUCCUGACCCCUGCUGCCCUUGUACAGGCUGGAGAUACCCAACCUACCACCUUCUGCACUUACCCCUUCUAUGAUUUUGAAACUCACUGCACCCCACUCUGUACUGGGCCACAGCCCCUCUAUGACUUCACCUCCCAGUAUGUAGUGCAGACAGACUACCUCUUCCUGCACUACCUUCAAGGAACUUCAGUCCGGCUUGAUCUCCAUCAGGCCAUGGCUGGUGAGCACCACGUCCUUGCUACAGGGUGGAUCUCAUUUGACAAGGUGCUAGAGACCGUGGAGAGAGUCCAUGGCUUGGCCACACUUACUGGAGCUGGUGGAGAAGAUUUGGGGGUGUUAGAGUACUGGAUGAGGCUGUGCUUGCCCCUAAAAUCCAGCCUCCAGGCAUGCAAUAAGCGAAAGAAAGCCCAGGCCUACCUGUCAGUCAAUGUGCUUGGAGCUCGGAAGGCCCAGAACAAUGAGUCCAGACCUGAAACCUGGACACCUCGGAAUGAGCUGCGGAUUGAAAUCACCAGGUGCUGCGGCCUCCGGAGUCGAUGGCUGGGAAGGCAGCCCAGUCCAUAUGUCAUGUACCGCUUCUUCACCUUUCCUGACCAUGACACCACCGUCAUUCCAGCCAGCAGCAAUCCAUACUUUAAAGACCAGGCUCUGUUCCCCAUGCUUGUGACCUCUGACCUGGACCAGUAUCUGAGGCUGGAAGCUCUGUCUAUAUAUGUUUUCGAUGAUGAAGACCCAGAGCCUGGCUCCUACCUUGGCCGAGCCCAGGUGCCCUUGCUGCCUCUUGCACAAAACAAAUCUAUCAAAGGUGAUUUCAAUCUAACAGACUCGGGGGAGAAAUCCAAUGGAUCCAUCAAAGUGCAACUAGACUGGAAGUCUCACUACCUGCCCCCAGAGAGCUUCCAGAUGCCAGAAGCUGAGAAGCAGGAGGAGGAAGAGAAGGAGGAGGAAGAAGAGGAAGAGGUGAAGGAGGAGGAAGAAGAGGAAGAGGAAGAAGAGGAAGAGGAGGAGGAAGAGGUGGAGGAGAAGGAAGAGGAAAAGGAGGAAGAGGAGGAGGAAGAGAUAGAAGAGAAUGAAGAAAAGGAGAAAGAGAAGGAGGAAGAGAAGGAGGAGAAUGAGGAAAAGAAGGAAGAGAGGGAGGAAGUGGAGGAGGAAGAGGAGGAGGAAGAGAAGGAGAACAAAGAUGGCUUGGAGGCCUCAUUCGUGGAAGAAUGGGCCCCUUUUUUUCCCCAGGACCAGAGAGCAUCUACAGAGAUUCCCAUAGAGGCUGGCCAGUAUCAGGAGAAGAGAAAAUCUCCUGUAAUAGCAGAAAAGAAGGAAAAAGAGCAUCAGGUCGCAAGCUACUCACGAAGAAAACACAGCAAAAAACCAGGUGUCCAAGGCAAGAACAGAAUGGAAUAUCUGAGCUGUAACAUCUUGAAUGGAAACACACAGCAGAUGCGUUACACUGAGUGGAAGUUCUCUGGGCUCAAGAUGUCCAAGGAUGACGGUUUGAAAGUUCAAGACAAGAAAGAGGAACCGCCAUCACUCCAUCCAGCACUGAGACAGGAGCUUCCCUCACAUCCUAUAAAUGCCUUCUCCCUAGCAGACCAAGAAUCCUGUGAACAAGCUUCUGAAGUCAACCAAGCACAAAGUCCCGACAGUGAUGACAUCAUAGUGACGCCUCAGUCUCAGACCUGUCCUAAAGCUGAUUCAGAGAAGAUAUGCAUUGAAAUAGUCUCCCUGGCCUUCUGCCCUGAGGCUGCUGUCAUGUCGGACGAGAGUAUCCAGCAGGUCUAUGUGGAGUACAAAUUCUGUGAUCUGCCUCUGUCGGAGACAGAGACUCCAAUGUCCCUGAGGAAACCAAGGGCAGGCGAAGAAAUCCACUUCCACUUUAGCAAGGUGAUAGACCUGGACCCAGUGGAGCAACAAAGUCGAAGGCAGUUUUUGUUUGCCAUGCUACAUGCUCAAGAUUCUGAUGAGGGACGUUUAAAGUUUACAGUGGUGAGUGAUCCCCUGGAUGAAGAAAAAAAAGAAUGUCAAGAUAUAGGCUAUGCAUACCUUGAACUGUGGCAGAUAUUUCAAUCUGGAAAAGACAUCCUAGAGCAAGAACUAGAGAUUGUGAGCCCUGGAAACCAGGCCAUCCAAAUUGGAAGACUGAAGGUUUCCCUCCAAGCAGCUGCUGCCCUCCAUGGCAUUUAUAAGGAGAUGACUGAAGAUCUGUUUUCAUGA
Messenger RNA from Grammomys surdaster, 4005 nucleotides. RefSeq names its product RPGR interacting protein 1 (gene Rpgrip1). Gene Ontology annotation, molecular function: thromboxane A2 receptor binding. Gene Ontology annotation, cellular component: photoreceptor connecting cilium. Bases 1 to 4005 code for a protein of 1334 amino acids. Lineage: Eukaryota; Metazoa; Chordata; Mammalia; Rodentia; Muridae. The record is from RefSeq and is a predicted model, not a curated record. The transcript is spliced from 25 exons. Gene Ontology annotation, biological process: non-motile cilium assembly; retinal rod cell development.